UCUAAAGCAGCUCCUGAUGUGGGGUAUACGUCACAAUGUGAGCUGGUCCUUUGGUGACACCAUCUUGGAUAUGUUCCUGACUCCAGAAUCAACACCGUGCAGCUACCCAGGCCCAGACUGCCAGAGCCUCCCCACAGUCUCCUUCAGCCGUACCCUCAAAGCGGUAGAGGACAACCCCACUGCCCUGCUGAGGUGUGACCACGACAACCUAGCCCGUUUCAACGACACCCUGUGCGCUGACAUCAUCACAGUGGGCCUACAGAGCUCCUCAACACUUUCCACUUUCUGCAACGCUCUGAGCAUCCUGAACCCCACUGAGGUGGAACAGGUGUGGAGUAACACCUGUCAUGUUAUCCAGGCUCUACUGUUGCCCCUCCUGGAGGACAGGUCUGACUGCAGUGGGGACAUGCCGGCCCCACCUCCCCCAGGCCCACGGGUCUCAAGAUCGCUCAGCCUCAGCCAGCUGCUGUGCAACUACGGCAACUGGACCAAUGCUAGUGACGUGGACGCAGGCCUGGUGACACUGUGUAGUGAAAAUGACAGGCAAGAAUUCAUCCUAGCGGUGUGCAGCAAUAUCCAGCUAAUGCAGGCAUUGAUGAACAACAAUCCUAACAAUAGCUGGCUGUGGAAUUUCUGUGUUAACUCCUCUGAUGGAUACAUGGUGAGUCAGUUCUGUAGGUAUCAGACCUGGACGGCGGAGACAGUCGACCCAACCAUGGUGGCCGUCUGCUGGGACCAGGACAAGGAGAGGCUGAAGAUCCUCCUCUGUCAGAACCUGGACUUCUUCACGGUUGUGUUUUCACAUGUUGACAACAACUGGCUGCAGCUGAACUGUACAGAGGCCCCGACACAGCCAGAUAUAAACUCUCUGGUGGCGGCUUCCUGCCAGUACUCAGAAUGGCGAAACGUGAUGGAAAUCACCAUAGAGAUGAUAUCCAUGUGCAUCCAGAAUGAUGACAAGGGUUUUGUACUGGAGGUGUGCGCCAAUGCCACCUUUCUGAAUGAACUGCUCCGUAAUAGUGCUACUGUAUGGGUUGGAGAAUACUGCACUGUCUCCCUUAACUCUCCACCCACCAACCCGCCUGUGGUGUUCAGCAUCCCAGACUGGUGCAUCUAUGAUAAGUGGAGCAAGGUGCUGGUGGACCCGUCAAUGGUGGAGCUCUGCUGGCGACACGACCAGAUGGGUUUUAAUAAGAACGUGUGCUGCAACAUGCCCCUGUUAGAGAAGCUCACUUUGGAGUCCCAGAACGAGUGGCUCAUGUCUGUCUGUGUUGACAAGGAGACCAAGGACAUCCUGCCCCAGGUGUGCAAAUACUCUGACUGGAACAAGCCCAUCAUUGUAGACAUGACUGAUCUGGCUCUCUGUGCUGAGCUGGACUCUCUGAACUUCACUCAGAAGGUGUGCACCAACACCACGGUGCUCCAGAACCUGCUAGCCAACCCUGACAAUACAUGGCUGUUGGCGUAUUGUGCAAACCACACUGGCCCCGGCGGUGGAGGGGAACAGGGAGGAGGCCUGAUGGGGUUUAAGCCAGUAGAACAAUGCCAGUACCACAGCUGGACAGUGGCACUUCCUGACACCUCUCUCCUGACCCUGUGCUGGGACUACGACCAGGCCAACUUUGUCUCAUCCAUCUGCACCAACACUGGCCUCCUCUCCCUGCUCACCAAGGAGCCCUACAGCCUGUGGGUGGGCACGCUCUGUACCACCUACACCAACUACACCAAAGGAAACAGCCAGGGAAAAACCAACAACACCUCCACAGACUCCCAGCCCUGCCUGGUCAGAGACAUUGUGAGGCGGCUGAACUGGACUUGUACUGCAGACUUCAGCCCAGCCUGUCAGCCAGGCUCCAGUCAGACGCAGGCUCUGCAGCUGCUUUUGCGCUGCGGGGUGAAGGCCCUGCAGCAUCGCUUGGAGGGGCUCCUGACCACACACAUGGCCUCUGUGGUGGACCAGGCCACCAGUGUGGCCGUGGUGCUGUUGGUGGCCCUAGAGGAGAGCCAGAUGAUGUCUCUACGUGUGACUGAAAACAUCCGCUUCAAUGUGCUCAAGUCUGUGGUGCUCUAUCUAGAGAAGGAGACCAACUUUGACAACAAGAGGAUCCUGCUGCAGUGCUUUGGGAAAGUACUGACCAGUUUGAUGCAAACAGGAAGACAUGGGAACAGUGAUGGAUUUUUCCUCAUCAAGGAGUAUUUCCGUAUCCCUCUGGCAAGUCUGAGGGCAGUGCUGGGUGCAGUGGACAUCACCACAGUCAGACAGAUACUGCAGUACUUCAGCAGGAACCAGGGAACAUUGCAGUUUACAGAUGACUACCUAGGCACCAUGGUAUCUGUGCUUUUCCAGACCCACUUGGUUAGGGACGGGAGCCUCUUUCCUGAACUGGUACCCCUACUUGCCCUGGUCAACCCUGCAGACAUCCAGUCACUGCCCUCCUUACAGACCAACCUCAUUGUGAGAAAUACCAUCAACAGCAACAUCAGGAGCCUGUCGGUGGAGCAGCGCAGGGCCUUUGGGAGGUGGUACAGCCGAGCCCUCAGCUCCCUCAACAUGACAGCCGGCGGCCCCUCCUUCAUCAGGGACACUGGUAACCUGAUAGUCUACCUGCCCUUUCACAGCUUCCAGCACCUCUCACCUGCUCAGCUGUUGGUUGGUAUGGAUGUGUUGCUGAUGAACACCCUAAGCCAACUACAACAGCAGUUUGUGGCUGACAGCCUCAUAAGGACCUUCAGAAAUCUAACAGUGGAACAAUUCAGGAGGCUUGGCAACCUGACGUGUCUGUCAGACCCAAAGGACCUGCAGGUGUACAGAAACGCAGAGGCCUUCUCUGUGAUUCAGGACAACAUUAGGACAUGUGUUGCCCAGGGCCUCAGGGGCCCCAGUGACAUGAUCUCCAGCUUGUUCUUGAACAGGAAUGAGCUUCAGUCUCCUGGCUCUCUCUCUGCCGGCCGAGUGUCUCAGCUGGCUCCCUUCUUGCCCUGGCUGGGUGUGGACUUCCUGCAGAAGCUCAGCCAAUCCCAGCUCAGCCCUGCGCUGACAGCCCUGGCCUCUGUGCCCUUCACUCCUGCACAGGCCAGUGUAAUUGUGGACAAAGUGUCUCUAAACAACAGUCUGGCUCUGCCGGGGCAGCUGCAGAAGCUGGGCUCUCUGGUGAGUGGGGUGAAGGUUGAGACUCUGUGGAACUUGCCCUCUGACAUCCUGCUGUCCUCUCUGCCUGACAUCGCCCUGCACACGCCCGGCCUCAACCCCCCACAGGCCAACACCAUCACCACCAAACUCUGGGACUCACCAGAGGUGACUGGCUGGUUGGAUAAGGUGGAGCCCCUGCUCCCCAGCACCCCUCUACUCAGUGUGCUGACCAGGGCUAGUCUGCUGUUGACCAACAGGACCUUGGCAGGAAGACAAGCCUGGAACACUCAGCAGGCUAAAGCUCUUUUUAAAGAAGCAGUGAAGACCAUGCCCAAUCUUUCCACUGAGAUGUUUCUUGCCCUUGGAAGCAUUGCUCGAGGUGUAAGCUGCACAGCCCUGCGACAGCUCUUCCGGGACAAGCCAACAUUUUCCUCAAUGCAGAGUGUCCUUGCAUUCAUGAAUAAGCACUCUGUUCCUCUCCAUUCCUCACUGAAAAAGUGCAUCAUCGAGGAGCUGUACUACUUUGACUUCUUCUCUGAGCUGCUGGGAGAGUUUGGCGCUCAGAUCACACUGGCCCUGCCGGUGAGCACUAUUAAGAAGUUCCCUGCUGACAUGAUGGACACUCUCAGGAAGAUGAUUGUGAAGGACUCCCAUCACUUCCUGCUCCUACCCAGUACAAAACAGGAUAUUCUGGUGGACAAGAUGGUGCAGAGACUUGGCAUGUACACGGGGGAGUUCACUGAGGAUGAGUUUCGUUCACUGGGCAUCAUGGCGACCUAUGUAGUGGAUGAGGUGUUUGUGCAGCUGGUGCGGAGCUUCUUUGUGGAGAGCCUGGAGUUCCUCAGAGAGUUCUGCUAUAACAGCAACAAGAGGGACAUCGUCGCACAGAUCCUACAGGAGCCUGGCACCUUCGGCCCCGUUCAGAACUGGACCCCUGAGACACUCAAUCAAGUGGACAGAUUCUUAUUCUUCCUUCCCAAAGAGACGCUGCAGCAGAUUCCCCAGGCCCUGAUGACCCAGGGGCGUAUAGAGAGGCUGUUUCUGAGUCAGCGCCGGUGGGAGUCGGGUGCUGUUGGGGCCCUCUGCAUUCAGGGCCGGGACCAGGUUGAACAGACAAAGCUGUUUGAGAGGCAACAGUUUGUUCUUCAGAACUUCCUGGGUUUUCUCAAAGUGGGGCAGGUCACACCUCCUGCAUUGAUGCCCACAUGUGAAAAUCUGCAUGCAACACAGCCUUCAGCCUGGAGCACAGACAGCUUGACAGGCAUGUCGUCUGCCGCCUUCAGCUGUAGUCUAGAGCUCUUUGGCCAGGACCCCUUCUUUUCAUCAUACCAACAGAAACUACUCCUCCAGAAAACUAAAGAGAUCUAUGGAGCGGCCCGGUCCUUCUCCUCGUCUGUGAUUACACAGCUGGGUCGUAUAGCCUCCCAGCUUUCAGUGGCAGAGCUGAGUGUGAUCCGGCUGUCUGAGCUGAGCACCAUCUCUGCACUGGGGGCAGUCAGCACCUGGAACAGCAGACAGCUGGCUGUGCUGUCCUCCUCUGUGCUCAACUCCACCCAGGUGGGUCUUAGUCAGCUGGCCUCCAGCACCCUGGUGGCUAUGGGACACAUACUGUGUGGGAUCAAGGACUCAGACAUGCGCUCCCUGAAUGCAGUGGAGUUCAGUAAGGCAGUUCUGUGGCUGGGCCGUCUGCGGCUGUCCUGUUCAGAAGAGCAGCAACAGGCUUUAACGGGACUGCUGAGCCAUAGCCUGGCUUUUGGACCCAUAAGCUCCUGGGGCCCUGAGGUCUUCAUUGAGGUUGGAGCACUGGCAGCUGGCCUCCCAGAUAUGGCCAUGUCUUCUUUGGUGAAGGAGCAGAUUGAAGGAUUUACACCUCUGGCUGUGUCCCUCAUCCGGGCAGACAAGUUUGCUGUCGUGUUUGACCCGGCCCAGAUCAGCAUGUUCUCCUAUGAACAAGCCAAAGCGGUGACUGAAGCCCAGCGCUUGCUUUUGUCCCCUGUGCAGCUGACAGCUAUGUCUAUGGUGCUGACCGUCUGGGAUGACAAACCUGUUGACUUCCGUGGCAGGUCACCAGGGCUGGCACUGUGCCCUAGUCCUCUCUGUCACCUUCUGGGACUGCUGAUGGUGCUGUUAGUUUCUGCUCUGUAAUGGCCUCCCCUUCUGAUGGAUAAACCCCUCAAUGGGCCAUGAGGACUCUCAUGAGGACUCUCUCCCACACAACUACCAUGUUAAACAAUAAGUGUAAUAUAUUGGAGUAGCCCUGCAGGCUAUUGUAAUGUAUGAUUUGAUAAUGGGUGGAUAUUUAUUUCUAUCAGCAAAUAAUAUCAAAUUGGUCACACACAUAUUUAACAGAUUGUAUUACGGGUGUAGCGAAAUGCUUGCAUUCACAACAAUACAAACACAUCUAAAAGU
Messenger RNA from Oncorhynchus tshawytscha (Chinook salmon), 5539 nucleotides. It is a transcript of the gene strc1, whose product is annotated as stereocilin 1. The transcript has 26 exons. Gene Ontology annotation, biological process: cell-matrix adhesion. The coding region runs from base 17 to 5275 and encodes 1752 amino acids. The record is from RefSeq and is a predicted model, not a curated record. Lineage: Eukaryota; Metazoa; Chordata; Actinopteri; Salmoniformes; Salmonidae. Gene Ontology annotation, cellular component: stereocilium tip; kinocilium; cell surface.